AUGGCGGCGUGGAUUAAGAGAAUCGGCGAAAUCCUGGGCUUUGAGUACCCUACGAUAGCCUACAACUUGCGUUACAACGCAGCCAACGCGUUUGACCAAAGUGUCGAUGUUAGCGAAGCUCUCCGGAACCUCGCCAUGGGGCAUGGCAGCUCAGACCCGUUCCAGAGGCAUUACCUCGGGCGGAACAUCUCCGCCGACCUCUGGGGCAUCCUUCGCGGACAAAGGCCGCAGCAAGCGCUCAUGAAGCAGUCUUGCAGCAUUGGUCACUCUAUCUCUAAGCGCCGUCCUAUCGAUCUCACGCCAGAUCAGUCUGCAUCUAUCGCUAUGCAUCCGACUAUCAGAGAGCUGACGAAGGCCCUCCGAGAACUGCCACUAGGCUCCAAACAGUACAAAGAAGCUAAACGAGCGAUACGAAAUGAAAAGCAAAGACUUAGGAGAGAGCUGAAACAGAAGAUCAGAGACGAGUGGACUAACAAGCAGGCCACUGACGAUAUUGAGCGCCAAAUCCAGGGCGUUGGGUUUGCCGAGCCUGGGACAGGAGGUGCCUGUCGACCUCAGGGCCUAGCACAAAAGCGAUUGCUCGCAAAGCUCACCGCCCCGAUCGUCAAUACCGACGAAGAGAUGACGCCAUCAACGCAGUGUCUGCGUACUGUUCUGUUCAGGAAGGAUGCACCAUACGCUGGUGUCACCCUCUGUUGA
Molecule: messenger RNA, 699 nt
Organism: Colletotrichum chrysophilum
Lineage: Eukaryota; Fungi; Ascomycota; Sordariomycetes; Glomerellales; Glomerellaceae
Exons: 3
Coding region: 1-699 (232 amino acids)
Source: RefSeq, a predicted model, not a curated record